AUGGCCAGCGGAAUAUUUACAAUAAUAGAAAUUAUCAAGUACAGCUAUGCUGUACUUUAUAAAAGUCAAGUGAAAAACUGUCUAAUAUUGGUUGAUGAAGAUUGGCGAAACGUCAUCAAUCCGAGUGAUCGCAUUUCGAUGAUCGACAGAGUUAGAACUAGCAAACGUCUGAUUGUAAUAUGCGCCAUAAUCGUGUAUGUGACCGGAAUGGCUGUCCGAAUGAUCAUUCCGUUGUCAGUGGGGAAGAUCGUUACUUCUCAAAAUAUCACUAUCAGACCACUGCCUCACGUUGCCUAUCUCGUUAUAUUUGACGUGCAACGUAGUCCAGUUUAUGAAAUCGUAUAUUUCGUACAAUUUCUAGCAGGACUUAUAAAGUACACGAUUACGAUGACAACAUUUGGUUUUAUGACACUUUGCGCGAUGCAUUUUUGCGCUCAGUCAGAUAUACUUGUGACGUUAAUGAAUAAUUUCGUGAAUGAGAAUCAACCGGAAAAUUUGAACACAAGAUUGGCAAUUGUAGUAGAACAUCAAAUCAAAAUAAGGAAUUUCUUACAAUUGGUGCAGAGUACCACUCAGUAUCCAAGUUUAAUAGAAAUCUUGGGAUCUACGAUUCUAUUAUGUUUCGCAGGAUAUUACAUUAUCAUGGAAUGGGAAGAUCAUAAUGUUAUUCGCCUGUGCGCAUAUAUCAGUGUACUAAUAAUGUUCUGUUUCAACAUAUUUAUCUAUUGCUACAUGGGCGAGCAAAUCAUCGAGCAAAGAGAAAAGAUAGCAUUAACAACACGUACUUUGGAAUGGUACCGUCUUCCGGAUACAAAAGCACGAGCAUUGAUUUUACUAAUAAUUAUUUCCGAAAACCCAUUAAAUCUUAAAGCAGGAAAUUUAAUUGAUAUUUCUCUCAGAACCUUUGGCAAUGUGGCUAAAAUGUCUGUGACAUAUUUAAAUUUUCUUCGAUCAGUUGAUUGA
This is a messenger RNA of Acromyrmex echinatior (Panamanian leafcutter ant), 963 nucleotides long. RefSeq names its product odorant receptor 10-like. Gene Ontology annotation, cellular component: plasma membrane. Gene Ontology annotation, biological process: sensory perception of smell; detection of chemical stimulus involved in sensory perception of smell. Gene Ontology annotation, molecular function: odorant binding; olfactory receptor activity. The record is from RefSeq and is a predicted model, not a curated record. NCBI's taxonomy places the organism in Eukaryota, Metazoa, Arthropoda, Insecta, Hymenoptera, Formicidae.